CCUGGAAGCCUGGCUGCAGGCUACAUCAGCUUCACUGCUGACCCCUGUAAUUGGUAGUGGGGUGAUGGGCCUACCUGGCUGCCAUCCCUCACGUCUUCUCCAGUGGCUUCCAGCCUGUCUCACCUGCAAAGGGAGAACAAGAGCUUUCCCUUAAUGCCUGCCCGUUCUGACUCCAGGCUGGUCCUGCUCCAGGCAAUCAAGGUCAGAACCUCCAUGCAUUAAACCUAACCCAGGUGGGCAGGAUUCCUACUGCCUGGGGGAAAAGGCUGAGGAAUUAGAGGACCCAGAGCAAUUAAAGUGCGUUCCUAUCAGUAACUGUAAAUCCCGCCCCAUCCUAGUUUUUGCAGCUAAGAUGGGCUGGGCUCUGGCUCAUCUGGCUCCUCCCCUUGUUUCAGUUUCAUUUCUGAUCAUUGAGCUGCCAACCCGGGCUUUCCAGAACUUGAGAAGGCUCUGGCAGAGAUCAGGCUGGUCAGCUACUCUCCCCAACCCUACCCACAGCAGGUUCCAGGUGGGUCUCUAUGGUGCGCUGCCCCACCUCCAUGAAAAGCUUGGAGUUCUAGGCAAAGGGCAGCUUCUGCAGCUGAUUGGGCUGCCCAGGAGGGGGGAGGGGAUAGAAGGCAGGGGUUCUGAUCCCUCUGCCAUUCCAGAAUGGAUCUGCGGCCCUACCAGUGGGAAGUGAUCUUGCCUGCUCUGGAGGGCAAGAAUAUAAUUAUAUGGUUGCCCACGGGCUCUGGGAAGACCCGGGCAGCUGCCUUUGUGGCCAAGAGGCAUCUAGAGACGGUAGACGGUGGCAAGGUGGUGGUACUGGUCAACAGGGUGCACCUGGUGAACCAGCAUGCUGAGGAGUUCAGGCGCAUGUUGGAUAAUCGCUGGACCAUGACAACCCUGAGUGGGGACAUGGGACCACGACCUGGCUUUGGCCUGAUGGCCCGGAGCCAUGACCUGCUCAUCUGCACAGCAGAGCUGCUGCAGCUGGCACUCAUCAACCCAGAAGAGGAGGAACACGUGGAGCUCACAGAGUUCUCGCUGAUUGUGGUGGAUGAGUGUCACCACACCCACAAGGACACCGUCUACAACAUCAUCCUGAGCCGGUACCUAGAGCAUAAGCUGCAGAAGGCAAAGCGACUUCCCCAGGUGCUGGGUCUCACCGCCUCCCCAGGCACUGGCGGGGCCACCAAGCUCCCAAGGGCCAUUGACCACAUCCUACAGCUCUGUGCCAACUUGGAUGUGUGGCGCAUCAUGUCACCAGAGAAUUGCCGCUCUCAGCUGCUCAAGCACAACCCAAAGCCCUGCAAACAGUAUGACCUCUGCCAAAGGCGCAAAGAGGACCCUUUUGGAGACUUGCUAAAAAAGCUUAUGAGCCAAAUCCACCAACAACUAAAGAUGCCUGAACUGAGCCAGCAGUUUGGAACCCAGACAUACGAGCAGCAAGUGGUGAAGUUGAGCAAGGAUGCGGCACAGGCUGGGCUCCAGCAGCGACGGGUGUAUGCGCUGCACCUGAGGCGCUACAACGAGGCGCUGUUGAUCCACGACACUGUCCGUGCUCGGGACGCUCUCGACAUGUUGCAAGACUUCUACCAUGGAGAGCGCACCACGAAAACCCAGAUGCUGCGUGCUGAGUGCUGGCUGCUGGAACUGUUUGAUGGCCAUAAGAAUGAGCUGGCCCAAUUAGCAGCUCAGGGACCUGAGAAUCCGAAGUUGGAGAUGCUGGAAGGGAUCCUGCUGAAGCAAUUUGGGAGUCCCAACCACCCUCGGGGCAUCAUCUUCACCCGAACCCGCCAGAGUGCCCACUCCCUCCUGCUCUGGCUUUGGCAGCAGCCUGGCCUUCAGAAUAUGAAUAUCAAGGCCCAGAUGCUGAUUGGAGCAGGGAAUACCAGCCAGAGCACACACAUGACCCAGAAAGACCAGCAAGAAGUGAUCCACCAGUUCAGGAAUGGUAUCCUGAACCUUCUGGUGGCCACAAGUGUGGCAGAGGAGGGGCUGGAUAUCGCCAAGUGCAGUGUGGUGGUGCGCUAUGGGCUCCUGACCAAUGAGAUCUCCAUGGUCCAGGCCCGGGGCCGCGCUCGAGCUGGGCAGAGUGUGUACUCCUUUGUGGCAACAGAGGACAGUCGGGAGCUGCGGCGGGAGCUGACCAAUGAGGCUCUGGAGGUGCUGAUGGAGCAGGCAGUGACUGCAGUACAGAAGAUGGACCCCAAAGAGUUCAAGGCCAAGAUCCAGGAGCUGCAGCUGGAAGCUCUGGCCAAGCGAGCGGCGCGCACAGCCCAGCGGGAGCGCCAGCAGAGGCAGUUCCCACCGGAGCGCGUGCAGCUCCUCUGCAUCAACUGCAUGGUGGCUGUGGGCUACGGGAGUGACCUGCGGAAGGUGGAGGGCACCCACCACGUCAAUGUGAACCCCAACUUCUCGGUCUACUAUACCAUCUCCCAGAAGCCUGUGGUCAUUAACAAGGUCUUCAAGGACUGGAGGCCAGGGGGGACCAUUAACUGCAGUAACUGUGGGGAGGUCUGGGGCUUACAGAUGAUCUACAAAUCAGUGACCUUGCCAGUGCUCAAAAUCCGAAGCAUGCUCCUGGAGACCCCUCACGGGAAGAUCCAGGCCAAAAAGUGGUCCCGGGUCCCCUUCUCAGUACCUGACUUCGACAUCCUGCGGGACUGCACCCAGAGCCUGGCUGAUCUCUCGCUGGACUGACCCCUUGUGGCUGUAAUACCUAACUCAGGCUGCAGGGGGCAGGGUAGUUCAACAGGCCAUUCUCCUCCCCCUGGGAAGUACUGUAGUCAUGGGGAAUGGAGUACCCUUUAUUCUGCCCCAGAUAUUCUUAUAUACAUUGGAUGGAGUUGGGAAACUGAUGCAGAAGAAUUGAUGUGCCAUGUGGUACUAGGAAUCACAACAUACCUACCUUGCCAAGGCAA
Molecule: messenger RNA, 2906 nt
Organism: Peromyscus californicus insignis
Lineage: Eukaryota; Metazoa; Chordata; Mammalia; Rodentia; Cricetidae
Gene: Dhx58
Product: DExH-box helicase 58
Biological process (GO): response to virus; positive regulation of interferon-beta production; innate immune response
Cellular component (GO): cytoplasm
Molecular function (GO): single-stranded RNA binding; zinc ion binding; ATP binding
Source: RefSeq, a predicted model, not a curated record